This is a messenger RNA of Pimephales promelas (fathead minnow), 1273 nucleotides long. RefSeq names its product family with sequence similarity 174 member B (gene fam174b). NCBI's taxonomy places the organism in Eukaryota, Metazoa, Chordata, Actinopteri, Cypriniformes, Leuciscidae. The record is from RefSeq and is a predicted model, not a curated record.
UCCGUCUGGACCCUCCCGGAGCUCUUCCGGGUGUGGAUAAUACACAUUUCCUCCUGCCGACACGCAUUCCCAAGAAAACAUCCUGAACGGACCGAGCUGCGUGCAAGUGCAAACCAACGAAUGAGACAGGGCACUUGAGAUUGAAGACAGAUUAUGAACAGAUACUCGCAAGAUUGUGUUUGAAGAGCGACUGUGAGAACUGUGGAAUAUUUGAGAUGUCAGACUCAGAGCAUCAUUUCCCAUCAUCCGUCAGACAGCUGUUGUUCGUAUUUCGAGUUAUAGAGCGCCGAGCUUCUUUAUAUUGACUCUUUUCAAUAUACAAAACAUCAAGUAAACGGAUUAAAUCGGGAAACAAAAUGUGGCCAAUGCCAUCUUAUUUUGUUUUUGCUCUUAUUGUCACCAUUGCCCAGGAGCUGAACGGAGAACCACACGAUACGCGUCCCUCAGCGAUGCAGUUGAAUUCAACAUUACCGCCGCAAGAAGAUUCUUCAUCACAUAAUACAACAGAUGCAGCAGUUGGAUCUCGCAUUUCUACCAUUUUAAGGGAUCUUCCUACCAUCAAAAAUAUUUCGAUUUUUAUCUGCGUGUUAACAACCUUGCUUAUUACUUGCCUUGUCAUAAAAAUAUUCAGAUCGGCAAAGAAGAUCAGAAAAACACGAAAGUAUGACAUCAUCACAACUCCUGCCGAGCGCGUGGAGAUGGCACCCUUAAAUGAAGAAAACGACGAAGACGACGACUCGACCCUGUUCGAUGUCAAAUACAGGUGAAUGAAGAGGUGCACACUGUUGAAGAGUCCCGUAUACCCCUGCGUGUGAACACAUCUCUACAGGGACCUUUGAUUUAAUUCAUUUCCUCAGAGUCUUGAAACUUCAAUGGAACAUGGCGACAAAUUAUAUCAAAUGUUUCUUGGUGUUUGUAUCCGUUCUGACAUUCCAAACCAACAAAAAAUGAAGUUUUUUGCAAGGAACUUUUCUGUUGGAAGUACAUAAAGAUAAUCAAUAGAUUGAUAAAGAAAGUUUUCUUUGCUCCUAAUGAAGGAGGCACUAAAGUUAAUCCCCAACAAAUCAGUUAUUGCUCUAAUUAUUGCACAUUUUUCCUUUACCCCCCCAAAAACAUUCAUGUUUGGUAGAAAGUCUGUAAUUCAAUAUGCAUAAUUGCUCUUGAAAGUAUGAGGCAGCUUGAACAUUACCAUCACAGUAUAUCACAUUAAAGCUAUUUUAAGUCAUUUUUCGGGGGGGAAUGUGAUCAUAUACAUAAUAAUAAAUAAUUGCAA